Molecule: messenger RNA, 6527 nt
Organism: Doryrhamphus excisus (bluestripe pipefish)
Lineage: Eukaryota; Metazoa; Chordata; Actinopteri; Syngnathiformes; Syngnathidae
Gene: tulp4b
Product: TUB like protein 4b
Molecular function (GO): protein binding
Source: RefSeq, a predicted model, not a curated record
GCGCCUCGCAUCUGCGCCAAACGCGUCGCCUGGACCGGGUAGGUGCCGCGGUUGUCAUUUUUAAUACCCCGUUUUAGACGGGAAACGUUUUUUUUUUUUGGGGUGGGCUGCAUGCGAAAAUGCCGUGUUUGAUGUCGUGCGACGCGCAGACCGUCACGUGUCACGUUCAUGCACGAGGAACGGGGACGUUUCCCUGAUGAUGAUGAUGAUGAUGAUGAUGAUGCACAUAUCUACUGUAUCUAUGCUGCAUGCUUAUUCCUUAUUCGUCCGCAUGCGCGUGUGUGACACGCAGUGGGCAUGUUCGAGCGCGAUGCAGCCGUGCAUGCCUUCCGCAUCUCAGGGUGGACGCUAACUACGAACAGGGACACACGGGCAUCAUAUGGAUGCGGCACGGCAGUCCAAACGCAAACUCUGAGCCGCCUGCAGGACACUCCUUUAUGAUCUGGAUUAUUAUUAUUAAUAAUAUUAGUCAUAUUAUUAUUAUUAUUAUUAUUCUAAGUGCAAAGAGCAAGAGGAGCUGCAUGCACGCUGACCUCCAAGGGCAUCAUCUGAAUGGAAACAUGGACACCUUCAAUGGAGGGACUUUGACUCAUCAUGUCCAGCAACUAUGAGCAGCAGCAUCCUGGUCACUCAGUAGGGAUGUUGGCCGCCGUGGAACAUGGUCCCAUCCUGUGCAGCGACUCCAACAUCCUAUGCCUGUCGUGGAAGGGCCGCGUGCCCAAGAGCGAGAAGGACAAGCCGGUGUGUCGCCGCCGCUACUACGAGGAGGGCUGGCUGGCCACGGGCAACGGGAGGGGCGUGGUGGGCGUGACCUUCACGUCCAGCCACUGCCGGAGGGACAGGAGCACGCCGCAGAGGAUCAACUUUAACCUGCGAGGACACAACAGUGAGGUGGUGUUGGUCCGCUGGAACGAACCCUUCCAAAAACUGGCCACGUGCGACAUGGAAGGAGGGAUCUUCGUGUGGAUUCAGUACGAAGGACGGUGGUCCGUGGAGUUGGUCAACGACAGAGGAGCUCAAGUGAGCGACUUCACGUGGUCCCACGACGGCACUCAGGCGCUCAUCGCCUACAGGGACGGCUUCGUGCUGGUGGGCUCGGUCAGCGGUCAGCGCCACUGGUCCUCCGAGAUCAACCUGGAGAGUCAGAUCACCUGCGGCAUCUGGACGCCUGACGACCAGCAGGUGCUGUUCGGGACCGCCGACGGUCAGGUGAUCGUGAUGGACUGUCACGGACGCAUGCUGGCACACGUGCUGCUGCACGAGUCGGACGGCAUCGUGGGGAUGUCGUGGAACUGCCCCGACUUCCUCGUGGAGGACAGCACGGAGAGCGACACCGACUCCGACGACAACUUCCUGCCUUUAGUGCGGCGAGUCAAGCCGUUGCUGACGGUCACCUUCAUAUCGGGGGAGAUCAGCCUCAUGAGCAACUACGACGACCUGUCUCCGGGCGUCAUUCGCUCAGGGUUGAAAGACGUGGAGGCCCAGUGGUGCUCCCAGGGCGACCUCCUGGCCGUAGCCGGCAUGGAGAGACACGGGCUGGCCUCCGACUCGGCCGUGACCAGGAACGCCCUGGUUAAGUUCUACAACGUCCAAGGAGAACACAUCUACACUUUGGAGACACCGGCGCAGAGGCCCAUCACGACGAUCUGCUGGGGCCACCGCGACUCGCGUCUGUUCCUGGCGUGCGGGCCGGCGCUGUACGUGGUGCGCGUGGAGCACCGCGUGGCCAGCCUGCAGCUGCUAUGCCAGCAGGGCAUCGCCAGCGCCCUGAGAGAGGAGAAGGACGUGGGCAAGCUGAACAUGCCCUCGCUGCUGUGCUCUUACGUCACCAGCGCGUUCAUCCCCACCAUUAAGCCUCCGAUUCCGGACAUCAACAACAUCCGUGACUUUGUCAGCUAUCCAACUACCGGUAACGAGCGUCUCCACUGCACCAUGAAGCGGGCGGAAGACAGCCCUGAGGCGGGGGGGCCCUGCUACACCCUCUACUUGGAGUACUUGGGAGGACUGGUGCCCAUCCUUAAAGGGAGGCGCAUCAGUAAAUUACGACCCGAGUUUGUCAUCAUGGACCCGAAAACUGACAGCAAAGCAGAGGAGGUGUGCGUGAACCCGAUGAUCUCGUACGCCGACAGCUGCAACUGCUCCGACUCCAGCGACAUCGAGCUGAGCGACGAAUGGGUUGGAAAAAAGUCGCCGAAGUUCUCCCGAGGAAACAGAAUGAACUUGGACUCGAGAAAAUCUCCGAAACUUUCACGCGCUACCCAGGAGGGCCAAAGGUCACCACGCCUACCGACAAAGAAGCCUCCAGUUCGGUCCCCGAGUCUGACUCGUCGAGAAUUUUCCAUGGAUGGACUCACCGAGCACAACUACCUCGCACAGGUCACAUCCAACAUCUGGGGGACAAAGUUCAAAAUUGUCGGACUUGCUUCAUUCCUUCCCGCCAAUCUGGGUGCAGUCAUCUACAAGACUAGUUUGCUUCAUUUGCAACCGAGGCAGAUGACGAUUUACCUCCCUGAGGUCCGCAAGAUAUCACAUGACUUCAUGAGCCUGCCCGUCUUCAACCCCAACGUGUUCAGCGAGGACGAGGACGACUUACCAGUGAUGGGCUCUUCCGGAGUGUCAGGAGACAAUCCGCCGUGCACGGUCAACAUUCCCAUCGCGCCCAUCCACAGCCCGGCUCAGGCUAUAUCGCCCACUCAGAGCAUCGGGCUGGUCCAGUCUCUUCUGGCCAAUCAGAACAUCCAGCUCGAUGUCCUCACCAACCCGACGGCCAAUGCGGCAGCAGCGGCGGCUGCGGCAGCCGCAGUCCCCGUUUCCGACCACAGCCAGGAUCCGGUUCCCGCACCAUACCCGGUUCCAGCCAGAUACACAAACCCAGGGCAGGUGAUCUUCAACGGGCUGGACAUGGGUCCGCUUCUUCCUGGUACGCUGCCUCCGCCGCCUCCACCUCACCAUCUCCCACCGCAGCCCCGGUCUCAGCCGCCUCGGCAGCCGCCGUCCAAGCAGUCGCAACCGUUGCAAGUCCAGCAUCAGCCGCAGAAAAUGCACCACCACCACACGCAGCUUCAGCAGCUGCACCACCAGCAGCCUCCGCAUCAGCAGCAGCACCAAGUCCAGCAGCACCAACAAAUACAGGACAAUCCACCGCAGGCGGCGGGCCACCAGCUCCAGCAGCAGCAGCAAAUCCAGCAGCAGCAGCAGCAGAUGCAGCUGCAGCACGAGCAGAUGCAGCAGCAGCAGCAGCAGAUGCAGCAGCAGCAGCAGCAGAUCCGCCAGCAGAUCCAGGAGAUGAGGCAGCAGCAGCAGCAGCUUCAGCAGCAGCACCAGCAGAUCCAGCAGCAACACCAGCAGAUGCAGAGGCAGCACCAGCAGAUGCAGCAGCAGCUGAAGAUGCAGAUGACGCUGCCGCCGCCCCCGUCUGGCUACCCGACUAUUUCCCUGCAGCAGAUCCACCUCCUCCCGCCGAUGCCUCCUCCUCCCACCGCAGAUCCAGGAUUGGAUCGGGAACAUGGGCACAUGCUGAAGCCAAGCCUGCCCCGGACAUUACCGCCCUCCUUCAGUACCAGAGAUGGCUCUGUGGAGAUCCAAGUGAGGAAGGUGAACCCACCUCCUCCGUACCCGGGAACCGUGGCGUCUGCUGCCGUGGCGGCGGCUGCGGCGGCGGCUGCGGCGGCGGCCACAGCGGAGUCGACUCCUCCAACGCUAGUCACAAACUGCGACAGUCCGAGCAUUUUGGCGCCCGAGUCCUGUCUGAAGAAAGACGACUUUCUGCUUCAGCCUGUGACCCUACAGUACCCGACACCGCUGGGCUAUGAAAGGAUCACCACCUUUGACAGCAGCGGCAACGUGGAGGAGGUCUGCCGCCCUCGAAGGCGCCUCAUGCGGAACCAAAACGCCUACGCCGCUCAUGGCUCCGCCACAUUAAAGGUCACCUCUUCUGAGAGUAAAAAGAUUCACCUUCCUUACAGCUCGGCGACACUGAGCCGCCUUUCAGUCCCUCGGUACUCAAUACCAAGCGGAGACCCGCCUCCUUAUCCGGAGCCGGCCAAUCAGGUCGCCGCCACGCUGUCUCCUCCACAGAGAAUGGAAAGCAGCCUAAUCCACGCCACUCUUCGCCGCGACCGCAGGGACGUGACGCUUAAAGUUCCCCCGAUGAUGGACAGCUCACGGACCCUUCCCACCAAAGCCAAGAUGAACGGUGCGUUGGGUGUAACGUACCAGCAGAGGGCGCCCACGGCGCUGUACACGUGCACGCAGUGUAGCAGCAACAGCAGCAGCACCAGCGUCAGCGUGAGUGGCGGCGGGACGUCCAGUAGCGGCAUCGCGGGCGGAACAGUGGUGAGGCAGGACUUCCCGCCCGGUAAAGGAUCACAUCACAGUACCAUCAUCGUGCACGCCAAAAGUGCCUCGCAGUCGUCCUACAGUCUGCUAGGUUCUGUUGAUAGCAGCCGGGAUCGAACGGUGUACGUUAACUCCGCCUUCACCGAGGACGAGACUUUAAGUCAGCACUGUCACAUCGACAAAUCGGUCCGGCAGAUGACGCUCGGUGAUUUGACGGCUAAGCGUCCCCCGCCUUACCAGUGGGACACCACGGCCACAGAUGAGUUCUGGCUAUCUCCAGAACAAACCAUGUUGACCCCCCCGCCGGGACCUCAUAAACCGCCCUCUCUCAUCAUUGGCCAAGCGCAGCACUUGGACGUGAGUCGACUUCCUUUCGUACUCACGACCAAACCUCCGUCCAGUCCCAGCACGAGUACGCUAACAUUCCCAUCGGGGUACCAGAUAUCGCUCUCUCCCUUUCCCCCGGGUGUGGGCCACAGCAGACCCCCGCUCCAGACCUUACAAAGCCCCCCGAGUGAAGUGGUUCUCCCCGUCCCGUUCGCUCAGCCGGACUCCAAUUUGGUUUUGUCAACAGGCUACUCUGCAAGUUUGGCUAACUUGGCGUGCUGUACCCUCCCCCCCAUGUACCCAGGAGCCAGCUCCUGUGCUGGACUCCAGCUGCACCCGGUCAACCUGCACCCUUGGAACCCGUACCCAUGCCCGCCCCCCAUGCAAGACCCUCCCGCACCUCCUCUCCCAACCAAAACUCAUCAGGUGCUAGAGAAGCCGAUUCUCUCGCCGCCACCUCCGACCGCACCACCUCCUCCGCCCCCUUUGCCACCCCCGCCGCCCCCCACGGAGCUACCGCCCUCUAAAUGUGCCACAGAAGAUCUAGCGGAGUCGGCUAACAGCUUUCCAGAGCCAUCGUCCUUACAUGAAAGCCCGCAGGAGUCGGACCGCUUCAACAAAAAGAGCCGUAAAAGACUCGACAGUCGAGCCGAGGAGGCCAACAUGUCCUCGGUUUCUGAGGGAAGGUCCAGAAAGGAAGGUCGUACCCUUUCAGAUUUUAACUCUCUGAUCGCCAGCCCACGGAUGGGCAGCCGAGAGAAGAAGAAGCCAAAGGGUCCCAGGGAGCAGCUCAACAGAACGAAGAAGAUGAGCCGGGCGGCCAACGAGUUCCAGGACAGCUCGGAGAGCGAGCCGGAGCUCUUCAUCAGCGGCGACGAGCUCAUGAACCAGAACCAAAGCAGCAAGAAGAGCUGGAAGAACAAGCGGAGCCUGCGGCUGGCCAGCGAGCUGGAGGAGAUCAAGUGCCGUAAGGCCAAUGAGCGCGAGGACCGCAGUUUGGGCAGCCAGGGUUUCGUCUAUGUCAUGGCCAACAAGCAGCCGCUGUGGAAUGAGGCCACCCAGGUCUACCAGCUGGACUUUGGAGGACGCGUCACGCAGGAGUCGGCAAAGAAUUUCCAGAUAGAGCUGGAUGGUCGACAGGUCAUGCAAUUCGGACGGAUCGACGGCAACGCUUACAUCCUGGAUUUCCAGUAUCCGUUCUCGGCGGUGCAGGCGUUUGCUGUCGCUUUGGCUAACGUGACUCAGCGGCUGAAGUGAAAGCGUGCAUUUUUACGAUAAAUAUGUGCGCCAUUUUUGUUUGCAUUUUCGGUGUCAUUUGUAAUCAUUGAAAAAAAAAAAAAAAAAAAAGCACUUUUAUGUUGAACUUUGAAGCUUAUAUCGAUGCCAAUAAGUAAAGUUUACAGAAGGAUACAGAAUUUGAGCAAGAAAUCAAAUAUUAUAUUAAGGAGUUUUAUUUGAAUAUUAAAUUCAAAAUAAUUGCUAGCGGGAAUGUAUCGCGUGAGAGCUUGCUUAUUUUUUUUUAAUCCAUAAAAUGGUGCACACACACAUUUUUUUUUUUAGUUUUGUGCCAUAGUAUAAGACAGGGGUGGGCAAACUGGAGAAAACCGACGGGGAGACCGUGCAAACUGAGAUGGCAGAGGGUGGAAUUGAACUCCGUUCUCCAAGCUGAGAGGCCUGUGCAGCCCUUGUAUUAAUCAUUUCAAAGAUAACAAGCAAUUUAAAAAAAAAAAAAUUGCAUCGUCGCAUUGAAAUAAAAGUAGAUCGGGCAUGCCCAUAUAAGGAAGUCCGGGUUGCAGUGGAACUGUUUAGAUAUCAGGGGUGGGCAAACUUUUUGGCUCGCGGGCCGCAUUGCUAUAACAAAA